AUGGAGGAAUUGGAGCUCCUGGUCCGAGAAAUGAAACCGGAUAUCGUAGGAAUAACCGAAAUGUGGUGGAACGAUAGUCAUGACUGGAGUACAGGUAUGGAGGGGUAUGUGCUGUUUAGGAACGACCGGAACAAAGAGAAGGUGAUUGUAGUAGAAGCACCAAUAAAAGCAACUUGUGAAGGCAUAUUAUGCAAGACUGGAUUUCCCGAAGAUGUUUACAAUGCAGUCAUAUCGAGGGGUUUAAACGAAGGACAGCCUCUUCUCAAUGUGGGGUUUAGAAGCUGUGAUGAAAAGAGAAAAGUACAGUUUGAAAGCAGCGAGCCAGCAGAUUUUAGAGUAGGUGAAGAUGGUGUGGUAUAUGCAGCAAGAAGCUUUCAGCUUUCUACAGAUCCCACAGAAUUCAUCAUCUACGCUCAAGACAAGGAAACCCAGCAACAGUGGCAAGUGGUGGUGAAGCUGAGCAUCAAGCCAACAUUUGCAGAGCAUUCAGAGAAGGACCAAAAGAAAAUUGAAGAAAUAGUAUUUCCAUGGCAACAAUAUAAGCCCAGCAGUCAUCUGCAGAGACAGAAGAGAGACUGGGUCAUCCCUCCAAUCAACUUACCAGAAAACUCCAGAGGGCCUUUUCCUCAGGAAUUAGUUAGGAUUAGGUCUGAUCGUGAUAAAAGUCUUUCACUGAGGUACAGUGUUACUGGACCAGGAGCUGACCAACCUCCAACUGGAAUCUUCAUCAUCAAUCCCAUCUCAGGUCAACUGUCAGUGACGAAACCUUUAGAUCGGGAGCAGAUAGCUUCCUUUCAUCUGAGAGCACAUGCAGUGGAUGUAAAUGGAAACCAGGUGGAGAAUCCUAUUGACAUUGUCAUUAAUGUUAUUGACAUGAAUGACAAUAGGCCUGAGUUCUUACACCAAGUCUGGAAUGGGACAGUGCCUGAAGGAUCAAAGCCAGGAACCUAUGUGAUGACUGUUACUGCUAUUGAUGCUGAUGAUCCUAAUGCACUGAAUGGGAUGCUGAGAUACAGAAUCUUGUCACAGGCCCCAAGCACCCCCUCACCGAACAUGUUUACAAUCAACAAUGAAACUGGUGACAUUAUCACAGUGGCAGCUGGACUUGAUAGAGAGAAAGUACAGCAGUAUACAUUAAUAAUUCAAGCUACGGACAUGGAAGGAAACCCAACAUAUGGUCUUUCAAACACAGCAACUGCUGUCAUCACAGUGACAGAUGUCAAUGACAAUCCUCCAGAGUUCACUGCUAUGACUUUCUAUGGCGAGGUACCUGAAAAUAGAGUGGACGUCAUAGUAGCUAAUCUAACUGUAACUGAUAAGGAUCAGCCACACACUCCUGCCUGGAACGCAGUGUACCGAAUGACUGGUGGAGAUCCUACAGGCCGAUUUACUAUUCUGACUGAUCCAAAUAGUAAUGAUGGGUUGGUAACUGUUGUGAAGCCAAUUGACUUUGAGACCAAUAGGAUGUUUGUACUUACUGUAGCUGCGGAAAAUCAAGUGCCUUUGGCCAAGGGAAUUCAGCAUCCUCCUCAGUCAACAGCAACUGUAUCAAUUACCGUCAUUGAUGUGAAUGAGAGUCCAUAUUUUGUCCCAAACCCUAAGCUUAUACGGCAGGAGGAAGGGCUUCUUGCUGGUAACAUGUUAACUACUUUCACCGCUCAGGACCCAGAUCGUUACAUGCAGCAAACUGCUCUAAGGUACUCAAAGCUUUCAGAUCCUGCAAACUGGCUAAAAAUUGACCCAGUUAGUGGACAGAUAACUACAAUUGCAGUUUUGGACAGAGAGUCACAAUAUGUGGAAAAUAACAUGUAUAAUGCGACUUUCCUUGCAUCUGACAAUGGAAUUCCUCCUAUGAGUGGGACUGGCACUCUUCAGAUAUAUUUGCUUGACAUUAAUGAUAAUGCUCCCCAAGUGCAUCCUCAAGAGGCUACAACCUGUGAAACGCUACAGCCCAAUGCAACUAACAUCACAGCAACAGACCGGGAUAUUGAUCCAAAUGCAGGACCAUUUGCCUUUGAACUGCCAGAAACUCCUCCUAGUAUUAAGCGGAAUUGGACCAUCAUUCGUAUUAGUGGUGAUCAUGCCCAACUUUCGUUAAGGAUCAGAUUCCUUGAGGCUGGUAUCUAUGAUGUUCCUAUAAUAAUCACAGAUUCUGGAAAUCCUCCCAAGUCUAGCACAUCUAUUCUGAAGGUGAAGGUUUGCCAGUGUGACAUAAACGGAGAUUGUACUGACGUAGAUCGGAUUGUUGGUGCAGGACUGGGCACAGGUGCCAUCAUUGCAAUUCUGCUCUGUAUCAUCAUCUUGCUCAUUCUAGUUUUGAUGUUUGUAGUAUGGAUGAAACGCCGUGAUAAGGAGCGUCAGGCCAAACAGCUGUUGAUCGAUCCAGAAGAUGACGUAAGGGACAAUAUUCUGAAAUACGAUGAAGAAGGUGGUGGAGAAGAAGACCAGGACUAUGAUUUAAGCCAGCUUCAGCAACCCGAUACCAUAGAACCAGAUGCCAUCAAACCUGUGGGGAUCAGACGGCUUGAUGAAAGACCAAUCCAUGCAGAACCGCAGUACCCAGUCAGAUCAGCUGCUCCUCAUCCUGGGGAUAUCGGGGACUUCAUUAACGAGGGACUUAAAGCAGCUGACAAUGACCCUACAGCCCCACCAUAUGACUCCCUCCUAGUCUUUGACUAUGAAGGUAGUGGCUCCACUGCUGGAUCUUUGAGCUCUCUUAACUCCUCAAGUAGUGGUGGUGAGCAAGACUAUGACUACCUAAAUGACUGGGGCCCACGUUUCAAGAAACUUGCUGAUAUGUACGGUGGAGGUGAUGACUGA
Molecule: messenger RNA, 2820 nt
Organism: Emys orbicularis (European pond turtle)
Lineage: Eukaryota; Metazoa; Chordata; Testudines; Emydidae
Gene: CDH2
Product: cadherin 2
Exons: 17
Coding region: 1-2820 (939 amino acids)
Biological process (GO): regulation of synaptic transmission, glutamatergic; cell-cell junction assembly; multicellular organism development
Cellular component (GO): postsynaptic specialization membrane; apical part of cell; cytoplasm
Molecular function (GO): cadherin binding; calcium ion binding
Source: RefSeq, a predicted model, not a curated record